Molecule: messenger RNA, 1380 nt
Organism: Rodentolepis nana
Lineage: Eukaryota; Metazoa; Platyhelminthes; Cestoda; Cyclophyllidea; Hymenolepididae
Source: the annotation of a GenBank genome assembly
AUGUGUCAAAACCAUUUCUUACACCCAACCAUCUCGUUGUUCCACCAACACCAUCUCAUUCCAUUUCAGCUUAGCAAAAAAUAUGAGGCCGAAUACCUGGUGAAAUUGAAAAGAAAGGAAAUUGAAACGGAGCAAUAUAGGGAGACUGUGAGGGAGUUGAAACAACAAGUUCAAACUAAUAGCCGAAGGCUGUCAACAAUCGUCAGCAAUCGUUCAGGGAAUGUUACACCGGCGGAUGAAAAUGCCUUCAAGAGGAUAUCUUGGAGGAAUAUAAAGCAGGAUUCCGCUGAGGAGGAGCAGACCGACGCUGAGAAGGAGCUUCGAAGAGAGUCUGAGGAAUUGCGAAAGAGCCUUAAAGAAGCUCAGAAACACCUCAUGGAAAGCGAAGCAGAAUUGACUCAAUUGCGGACUAUAGUUGAAACGCAAUCAUCUCAGUUGCACAUUGAGAAAUUGCGUACUUCCACAGUCGUUGAGGAAAAAGAUCUACUCUAUACUCAAAUCCAAAAACUAAAAGAAGCACUUCGUGAUGUUCAGGGAAGGCACGCUUAUCUACAAGGCGAUUUUCAUGAAAAGGCUCCAGAUCUUCACAUGCCGCCAUGGCAACGAGAUAGUGGUCAAUGGUCCGGAUCAAACAGUGACAGGCCCAAUCUGGAUCCAGAAAUGGCAAGCGUAACAAAUUGGUCGAAUUUUGAUGGAUUACAGGCGCCAGAUCGCAUUUUUCGGGUUGUAAUGGUGGGCGAAUCCUCCGUAGGAAAGACCUGCUUCAUGUAUCGAUUUUGUACCGGUGAAUUCUACUACAAUGCCCGCGCUACCGUUGGUGUGGAUUUCAAAAUGAAGAAUAUGACGAUCGACGGCAACGUAUAUACCAUCGAAAUUUGGGAUACAGCCGGACAAGAAAAAUAUCACAGUCUUGCAAGGCAGUACUUCAGGAAAUGUGAUGGCGCCAUUCUUAUGUACGACGUAAGCAACCGAAGUUCCUUCAAUGGAGUUCGAGAAUGGGUCAACAUGCUUGAGGAGGGCUGUGGAGAUGCCUAUCUACCGCGAAUGUUGGUAGGAAAUAAAACGGAUUUGCGAGAUGGUCCCUCAAAUUCCAUGAAACCUACCUCCUCUGCCUUCAUUUCCACUAAGGAGGGCGAAGAUCUAGCAAAGGUCUACGACGCAGAGUUCAUGGAGACCAGUGUGCUGAAUAGCAUAAAUGUGGAUGAAGUCAUAGUGCACUUGGCAAGCAAGUGGAUUGAUGUAGAAAUUCUUGCCCAAUUAAAGACUAAAAUGGCCAUUUACUCUUCUUUUCCCAGGGCAAUGAAAUAUCGCGGUGACUGUGUGAAUAGUGGGAUCAAAAUCGGUAAAAAGAAGCAAAAGAACUUCAAUAACUGCUGCUAA